UCCACUUUUGAGGCCUGUUGUGUGCUGGGAACUUGAUAAUGUUUAGAACAUUAUUACCUUUUUUCUCACGUCAGAGACUGAGCCCAGGUCUGCGUGAAGGGAAACCCGUUAUGUGGGCAGAGGGAGUCUGGAGGCUCUCCUUACAAAGAUUUCUAAACCCUCACACCAAUAUUCCCAAACUUGGGUUUCUAUCCUGCUCAUCAGGAACAUUUGCUUUUAAAAGUAAACAAUCAUGGUGCACCUCUGCCUGGCCCCAAUCCUUUGGUCUGAGGAAGGGUAUGUCCAACCAGUUCCUGGAAACGAGGUAUCCUCAGGGUGUCCAGAUGAGGUCACCUAUCCCGAGUUCCAGAAUGAAGACCCCAUCUCACUGGGAGACUAAAGCUAUGAAAAUACUCCCAAGGAGGAAGCUGCUUUUCCAGGUAUGGAGGAAGAGGAAAGGCAAAUGCGACAUGGACUGUAGCUGCUUCUGCUCCCAUGUGAACAGCUACCAAGACUUCCCACCCAGCUGCAGCCAAUGCCAGUGUUUCUCCUCAUCCCUCAAAACUCCAGAUGUUCCAGGAAGGCACCCUAAAGUAAUUCCAUUGAUGAUGUCCCCUGAAGAUUCAGUCACGUGGUCCAGACUGCCCACCGCAGGUGCUCUGGUCCAGGAGGUGGCUAUGCUGGAAGUGCAAGAGGGUGAGGGCUACUGCUAUGCGGGAUCAGCCCAUCUAAAAGGUCAAGUGCGGAGGAUCAGGGACAUGGGAGCGCUGUUUUAG
Messenger RNA from Lutra lutra (Eurasian river otter), 755 nucleotides. RefSeq lists its product as uncharacterized. The record is from RefSeq and is a predicted model, not a curated record. Bases 39 to 755 code for a protein of 238 amino acids. NCBI's taxonomy places the organism in Eukaryota, Metazoa, Chordata, Mammalia, Carnivora, Mustelidae. The transcript is spliced from 5 exons.